Messenger RNA from Jatropha curcas, 2400 nucleotides. RefSeq names its product putative inactive receptor kinase At2g26730. Gene Ontology annotation, biological process: protein phosphorylation. The record is from RefSeq and is a predicted model, not a curated record. Gene Ontology annotation, molecular function: protein binding; ATP binding; protein kinase activity. Lineage: Eukaryota; Viridiplantae; Streptophyta; Magnoliopsida; Malpighiales; Euphorbiaceae.
GGUUUAUCAUUAGUAAAAUCAUCAAAUUUUGUUGUUUAGUAAGAAGCUAAAUUGAAAAUGAGAUACCAGUUCCAUAUCAUGACUUAUUCAAAGCUGCCGGCCUCUAAUUUGAACAUGUUUUGAGCCUUUUGGCAGAUUUCUACCAGCCCUUAUUGCUGUAACAGGUAUGAUAUAGUUAUUGCUCUUUGUAAAUUCAGCCAAUUGGCAUUCAAAAAAUGGUUUAAGCAAAUAACAUUGUCUUUGUUAUUUUCUCCUUGUUUUACAACUCCAAACCAGCCCAUACAGAAGGAAAUCAACCGUAUAUAACUUUAUGUUCACACAAAAUUAAAUAGUUUGCCAAAAAAAUGAGUCGAAUUUCCAUCUGGGUUCUUCCCAUUUUGAUCUUUCUUAUCUUUCCAGUGUCAAAUUCAGAAGAUGAAAAUGUGAGGAAUUCAUUAGUACAGUUUAUGCAGAAAAUUUCAGGAGGAGAAAUGCAGAAUGACCUCGGUUGGAACAACAUAACAGAUCCUUGCAUUGACACAUGGGUGGGUAUCGGCUGUGAUUCAAAGAAUCAAACUGUUAGAAAAAUAGUUCUUGAUGAGUUAAAUUUCACUGGAAGUUUUGAUGCCAGUUCUGUAUGCACAGCCCAGGCUCUAAUUGUAUUGAGCCUGAAUAGGAACAGCAUCACAGGCUUGAUAACUGAAGAGAUAGGAAACUGCAAAUCUCUAACUCACUUGUAUCUAAGUGGGAACAAAUUAUCUGGUGAUAUUCCUAAUCCUCUUUCCGAGCUGAGUAACCUGAAAAGGCUUGACAUUUCGAACAAUAGCUUCUCUGGUCAGGUUUCUAGUCUGUCUAGGAUUUCAGGUCUGAAGUCCUUUCUUGUUCAGAACAAUCAGCUUAGUGGGGCUAUACCAAAUUUUGAUUUCUCCAAUCUUGAGUUUUUCAAUGUUUCCAACAACAAUUUCCGUGGCCCGAUUCCUGAUGUCAAAGGCAAGUUCAAAAAUGACAGCUUUUUAGGUAAUCCUGAAUUAUGUGGAAAGCCACUAUCUAAUGCUUGUCCACCACCAGUUCCUCCUCCAUCAGAAAUGGAACCAAAACGUUCAUCAAAAAAUGGAGUUCUUAUCUAUUCGGGAUAUAUAAUUCUUGCCUUGGUUUUGUUUUUAUUAUAUGCUCUUAAACUACUUAGUAAACACAAGCCUAAAGCAGAAAAGAUUGAUUCGAAGGAGGUAGGAGUGGAUACUAGCAGCAAACCGAGUGGUGCUUCAGGUGAAUCCAAACCCGCUGGGAAUCAAUCAUCACAGAACAGAUCAGAAUACUCAAUUACAUCAGCUGAAAGUGGAGGAACUUCAUCUUCACUUGUACUUCUUACAAGUCCUUUCAUGAAGGAGUUGAGAUUUGAAGAUUUGCUUCGAGCUCCAGCUGAAUUGCUUGGCAAAGGAAAGCAUGGAAGCCUAUAUAAGGUCUUACUCAAUGAUGGGAUGAUGUUGACUGUGAAAAGGAUUAAAGACUGGGGCGUUUCUAGUGAAGACUUCAAGAAGAGAAUGGAGAGGAUACACCAAGUGAAGCAUCCAACAGUAUUGCCUCCAGUCGCAUUUUACUGCUCCAAGCAAGAGAAGCUUUUGGUGUAUGAAUAUCAGCCUAAUGGCAGUCUCUUUAAGCUUCUCCAUGGAUCCCAAAAUGGACAAGUAUUUGACUGGGGAAGCAGACUGAGUGUUGCAGCUAUUAUUGCUGAGACAUUAGCAAUUCUGCAUCAGGAACUCCGCGAAGAUGGAAUUGCACAUGGGAACUUAAAGUCCACAAACAUUCUGUUUAACAAUAACAUGGAGCCUUGCAUUAGUGAAUAUGGUCUAAUGGAAGUUGAAAACCAAGAUCAACCAUUCAUUUCUCAAACUACCAAACACAAUACUUUAAGCAGAGACCAGAUAUAUAGUACUUUCAAGGUUGAUGUCUAUGCCUUUGGUGUCAUUCUUCUUGAGCUUUUGACAGGAAAGCUAGUCCAAAAUAAUGGGUUUGACUUGGCUAGAUGGGUGCACUCAGUGGUUAGAGAGGAAUGGACAGCAGAAGUUUUUGACAAGGCCUUGAUAUCAGAAGGUGCAAGCGAAGAAAGGAUGGUAAACCUGUUACAGGUUGCAUUGAAGUGCAUAAAUCCUUCUCCGAAUGAAAGACCAGUUGCUGCUCAAAUUGCUGUUAUGAUAAAUGCAAUAAAGAAUGAAGAAGAGAGAUCUAUAAUCUCAGAACCAUGAUUGAACAUGCCUUAAAGAAUACAUUUGUUAUCAGGGAAAAUGUUUAUAUAUCUGCACCAAAAAUUUUAGUUUAAAAUGCAUUGGAUGAUAUAUUCUUUCUUUCAAGUGAUUUUAUUAUUGUAUUUUUUUCAAGAUACCCCACAAUUUUAUCUGAAUUGCAAUGCCUUUCUUUUCCUAA